AUGCUGUCCUUCCGAGACAUGCCCAAAUCACGAUACCAAAAUGUCGAAAAGGUCCAACCUGACAGGACAAGAAGCAGCGCAUACGCCGAAAAGAAUACGGCUUUGGUUGAGGAGCCAGACACACCCAGCACCUCGCGCAUUAAUCAGUUACUAGUAACGGGUCGAGGAUUUGAGGCUGUCAAAGCCAUUGCCUCCGUCAAAGACCGAGUGGACGAAAACACAACCAUCUGUCUUAUGAACGACGGCAUGGGAGUGCUCGAGGAGGUCCGUGAAACGAUAUUUAACGGAACAUACUCCGGGCCCACCUUCAUGCUGGGCCACAUGAGCCAUGCCUUGGUCUUCAACCGGAACCGUGGCUCUGUCAAGGAGCUCAAGGGUGGACGAACAGUUCUCACAAUGGCCGACACAGCUUUGCGGUCUCUCAAGGGCCUGCGCGCGUCACCCGAUCGAACCCUCGUGCGAAAAUUACAGCUAGCCCCUUCACUUAAGGCAUCCACAAGUCUGUACGACCAAUGGCUGAAGUUCAAGCUCCCGUCGAUGAUGUUUACAGCUGCCGUUGAGCCGGUAUGCGUGCUCCUGGAUUUACCGUAUAAUGGCCUUUUGCACAACCGGUCAGCACAGAGCAUGAUGAACAAGCUUUUGGAUGAGAUGGCUAGGGUCGUGGAAAACCUUCCUGAGGUCCAAGGCUCUACUGAGCUAAUUAACUUUCUCCAAGGAGAAGGUCUCAAGAGGUUUUGCUAUCGCAGAAUCACAGGAAAGGCCAUGGCCCCCAGCGAGCUUGUAAAACGGAUCGAGAAGGGCUUGCAGACGGACAUGAACUACCAGAACGGCUACUUUUUGAAGCGGGCAAAGACAUUGGGCCUUGAGAUGCCGACCAAUAAGCUGAUGAUCAGAAAGGCUCGUCUUGAGCAGCUCAAGGCCCAAGGCGGCGGCGGCGGCGGCGGCGGCGGCGGCGGUUCCUCUGGGCAGCAAGAGCAGCAGCGACAACAAAACGAAGACGCGCGCCAGAGCAUCCUCAACCAGAUCCUCCACCCCGAAGCGGCCGACCGACUGGGCCGUAUCCGCCUCGUCAAAGAGGAACGAGCCACCGACGUCGAGAACAGACUCAUCAUGCUCGCGCAGACGGGCCAGCUGCGGCAAAAGGUCACAGAGGCGCAGCUCAAGGAGUUGCUGAAUGCCAUGGCCGACAAGAAGGAGGAGGAAAAGAUUGUCGUGAGCAGGCGCAAGGCUUGGGACGACGACGAUGAUGACCUGGAUCUUUGA
Molecule: messenger RNA, 1263 nt
Organism: Fusarium vanettenii 77-13-4
Lineage: Eukaryota; Fungi; Ascomycota; Sordariomycetes; Hypocreales; Nectriaceae
Exons: 3
Coding region: 1-1263 (420 amino acids)
Cellular component (GO): cytoplasm; mitochondrion
Molecular function (GO): 2-dehydropantoate 2-reductase activity; NADP binding; DNA binding
Source: RefSeq, a predicted model, not a curated record